UUUAAAAUCCAACAGCAAAGAGAAGAGAACGUCCCAGGUUAUUACGUCUGGGAUUAAUUGACCUCACGAAAGUGCAGAACAUUUUGUUGCUUAAUUUUGACAGGGACCAGCUGGUCAAGGGAUACACGGCAGUUACCUGUUUGCUGUUAUCGAUGGUUCUUCUCCAAUUUACUUUAUAAAAGGAAGAUUUCGCGCGAGUGUGGCUAAUUGUAACCCGAGAAGAAAUGGUGAGUCCUGCUCUACAGUUAGUGAGUCUGAUCCUGGCGGUUAUUGGCUUGGUCGGGACGUGUGCAGUGACAGGACUGCCCCAAUGGAAAGUGACCGCUUUCAUCGGGGACAAGCUGGUGGUGUUUGAGAAUAGGUGGGAAGGUUUGUGGAUGAAUUGCGUUCGGCAGGCGAACAUCCGAAUGCAGUGUAAGAUGUACGACUCCUUCCUGAUGCUCAGCCCUGAGCUGCAGGCGAGCCGUGCUCUGAUGUGUGUUGCCGUGGCGUUAGCAUUUCUGAGCAUCCUCAUCGCCGCCGUGGGAAUGAAGUGCACUCGCGGCCUUAUUGAGAAUGAACAGGUGAAACACCGCAUAUUGAUAGGAGCUGGGGUGAUGCUUAUACUCACGGGAAUUAUUGUCCUAAUCCCCAUUUCUUGGGUUGGCCACACGAUCAUUAGAAAUUUCUAUGACCCGCUGGUUCCAGACUCACUGAAACAUGAACUUGGAGAAGCUCUCUACAUCGGCUGGGCUACUGCCGGCUUCCUGAUAGUGGCAGGUGCCAUACUUUGUUGUUCAUGUCUCAAUGAAGAAGCAAGAAGUUACAGUUACAGGCCUGCACAGUAUGGAAAAUAUAACCCAAAACAGACAGCAAGGAAAAUUCCAAGCAUGUACUCCAAAAGUGAAUUUGUCUAAGUCACUGAGAUUACAGUGCUUCAGAAAACUAUCAAUCCAAAGGAUAGAACCUGGGAUGGUUAAAACUAUCUGGAGAAAAGUAUCAUUCCUUCAGGAACUGCAGUGAAAAUUUCACUUUGCAUCCAUCUUUUUACUUUCACUUAUAUAAAAAUUAUUCUGUGAAAAUACCUGUAUUUUAUGAUCUUUGUAAAUCAUCUCUAAAGCAGUUUGAAGAAUGUUUUUAUCAAAGUUUAUUUUAAAAAUUAACAUAUAUAUUUAAAAAUCAAAUGUUUAAAUAUUUGAAAUGAGUGCAGCUCUGCAAUAAUUUUGUAAUGAUACCUUAAAAAAUAUUUCUUAUGUAUGUUUGCAAACGAUUCAGUAGGACAUUACUUGUUGUUUUGUUACAGUUGGAAAUUGUUUGAAGAAAAAUUAUAUGCCCUUCCAUUUUCUGUGAAAUGAAUAUAUAACUGCUACAAAAAGUAGUCCUAAGCUUUGACAGAUUUUAUUUUUACCAUUUUCUGUGAGCAAUAUUCAUGACAAAUAACGCUUAAUGGCGUGCUAUGGCAAAAUCAUGUCAUAAAUAAUUAAAAUAAUUUCAUUAUUGUCUGAAAA
Carcharodon carcharias (great white shark) is the source of this 1487-nucleotide messenger RNA. RefSeq names its product claudin-8-like. Gene Ontology annotation, cellular component: bicellular tight junction; plasma membrane. Gene Ontology annotation, biological process: cell adhesion; bicellular tight junction assembly. NCBI's taxonomy places the organism in Eukaryota, Metazoa, Chordata, Chondrichthyes, Lamniformes, Lamnidae. Bases 225 to 896 code for a protein of 223 amino acids. The transcript has a single exon. Gene Ontology annotation, molecular function: structural molecule activity. The record is from RefSeq and is a predicted model, not a curated record.